Molecule: messenger RNA, 1956 nt
Organism: Sordaria macrospora k-hell
Lineage: Eukaryota; Fungi; Ascomycota; Sordariomycetes; Sordariales; Sordariaceae
Source: RefSeq, a predicted model, not a curated record
AUGCUGCAUGCCGCACUGGCCGUAGCUCAGCUUUCAAAAUCCGGGGAGGAUGGCACAUUAAGCGGAGACAGUGCCUUGACAGCAAAAGCGGAAGUGGAAGGAGAAGGUCUUGCAGCGACCACACCAUCGAGUCUGCCCACCAACUACGGUUUCUUGAACACCAUCUCGGAGCCAGAUCCGACCGUCAUGGCCGAUCUAAACACAGCAGGAGAAACACCAAUACCAAAUAGCCCUCGCGAUGCAGAAACCGAUCUUGCCGUGGGAUCUACAGGGGUUAAUGAGGAGGAGCCUGAAGGUGGAGGAUCACCACAAUAUCUAGUGUCGAAUCGGCCAGCAACUUCUGAACCAGUUCAGCCAGAGACAGCGCCCCCAGAAGAAGCCACUGUUCAAGAUUUGGAUCAAGCUGCGUCACCACCGACGGAGACGACGGGAGUUUUCACCUCUGAUUCACCGGGCAGUCCUAUCGCUAGUAGUACACCAGUUGUUGCUUCCGUACCUAGCGACGAAACCCUGGCAGAGACAUCAUCCACAGUCACUCCGACUCCAUCUCCAGCUGAGGCCACAGGUGAAGCAGCCAUUCUUGCCGUACCUGACAAUUCCUCAUCCCAACCUGAAGGCCUGGGGACACAAUCGCCAUCCAUAUCAACGCCCGCCACGCCCACGGCACUGGCAGCAACCGAAACCGAAACCGGCACAAUCCCAGCACCACCACCACCAUCAACCACCUUCCUCUCAGUCAUAAUUUCAUCCUCCAGCGAUCCUGCCAGCCUUGGGUUUACCGCAAUAGCCACAAACUCUUCGUCCUCACUCACACUCACAUCCCUUUCACCAACCGAUUCCGCUUCAGGAUUUGUUGCUUUAGCCACGGAUUCCUCUUCAUCAUCCUCCUCCUCUUUCACUUCUUCUUCUAGUUCUAUCGCCUCCACAACCACCAUCAGCCAACCAGCAAUGGUCUCCACCACCGACAUCGACGAUACCUCCUUGCAACCAGCGAAUACAUCCUACCCACACUCCUCAAACGAGUACCUCUCCUCCCAAGCCAAGGUGGCCAUCGCACUGGUCUCGGUGGUCGGUGCGUUAGCUGUCGCGGCAGUCAUUGGCUAUGUGCUUUGGCACAUGAGGAUGCGGGAUGCUCGUCUUAGACGGAACCAAGCGGCAGUAGCGCGCGGAAUGGGUGGCGGUGGUGGUGCUGGUGCUGGUGUUGCUGGUAGAGUUACUGGAAAUGCUGGUGUUGCAGAGAAGGGCAAAGGCAAUGGGGUUGGGGAAAAAAUGAAUCAAGCUCUGGAAAAGGAACAUGAUGUCCCACUGGAUAUUGGAAAACUUCAGUCUCAGUCUCAGUCGGAAGCGCAGGAUGGCCUUGGGAAGACUGCUGCGAAAGCUACUGUCAACAACCGAUUCAGCACGUUCAGCGCCAUUAGCGAGAGCAAAGAGGAGGGAAGCGGGGACAGCAGUCGCCCGGGGACCCAGUCGAGCGAAAAAAGUGGAAGCCAGGCUUCUUCUUCUUCGUACGGCAACGACGAGCCGUUGGCAGCUAUGGCGUCAUCCGUGGCCUUGGGUAGUGAGGUGAGUAUAGCUACGGCUACGGCAAGUGAGAAGGAAAUGGGUGGUGUUGGGUACGGACUCGGGAGGAGCGAAAGUCUGGAGAGCGAGGAGAGUCAUUAUAGUGAAGGGGGACAAGAUCAGUUUGAGAGGACCGAGACGUUGGAAGUUCAGCGAGGUCGGUGUGUGCAUGAAAGAAGCGAGAGCCUGCGCAGUCAAUGGAGCGAUGUGGAGGAGUAUUACGGGAUAGGAAGGUUGGAGACGGAUGUGCCAGGGCCUGAGAGUGGCUCAGCGGGCGACGUUGUUGCUGGUACUGGUGUUGAAGCGUUGGGGUCAGAAGAGACGUUGGUGAGGACGGAGUCGGGUGCCUCGACGUCGUCGGGCCGGUCAGCGAAAACCAUUGGAAAGGCGAUCUGA